Eucalyptus grandis is the source of this 5000-nucleotide messenger RNA. RefSeq names its product ABC transporter B family member 20. Gene Ontology annotation, molecular function: ATP binding; ABC-type transporter activity; ATP hydrolysis activity. The coding region runs from base 359 to 4582 and encodes 1407 amino acids. The record is from RefSeq and is a predicted model, not a curated record. Lineage: Eukaryota; Viridiplantae; Streptophyta; Magnoliopsida; Myrtales; Myrtaceae. Gene Ontology annotation, cellular component: membrane. The transcript is spliced from 11 exons. Gene Ontology annotation, biological process: transmembrane transport.
AGGACUCCUCCUUUAACCAGAAGAAAAAAAAAAGGAGGAAAGAUGGCGAUUGCCGGCAUUUGACCGUUAAGGGAACUCUCUCUCUCUCUCGCUCUCUCCGUCGGACGCCGGCGAAUCGACGCCACCGUGCCGUGGAUUCGCGGAGCCGGCUCGCCUAGUCGGAAUUCCCGUUCGCUUUUCGGCGCACCGGUGGCGAAAGCGCGGGAGGCGGAGAUACGCCGGAGAUACGCCGGAGAGACGCCGGAGCUCCGUCGCUGUCGCUUCGCCCUGAUCGACGCGGAGCUGGAGCCGUUAGCGUCUGCGGGUUCCGAUACUCUUCGCCUGGGAUAGGGCGGAGCCGGACGGGGUUUCGGCGAAGAUGAUGAUCUCGCGAGGUCUGUUCGGGUGGUCGCCGCCGCACAUACAGCCGUUGACGCCGGUGUCGGAGGUGUCGGAGCCGCCGGAGUCCCCGUCUCCGUACAUCGACAUCAGCGCGGAGGUGUCCGGGGCCGCGCCCGAGCCGCCGGCGGACGACGGGGAGGAGACGGAGGAGGGGGAGGAGAUCGAGGAGCCGCCCGCGGCGGUGCCGUUCUCUCGCCUCUUUGCCUGCGCGGACCGUCUCGAUUGGGCGCUCAUGAUCACGGGGUCGCUGGGUGCCGCCGCGCAUGGAGCAGCUCUGGUGGUCUACUUGCAUUACUUUGCCAAGAUUGUGCAUGUGUUGCACUUGGGGCCUAAGGCAGACCCCAACGAGACUUUUCACCGGUUUAAAGAGCUUGCUUUAUCUCUGGUCUACAUUGCAGUGGGCGUUCUUUUCGCAGGUUGGAUAGAGGUUUCUAGCUGGAUCCUGACAGGAGAACGACAAACUGCUGUCAUUAGGUCAAAGUAUGUUGAAGUCUUACUUAACCAGGAUAUGAGUUUUUUUCACACAUACGGAGAAAAUGGGGAUAUUGUGAGUCAGGUGUUAAGUGAUGUAUUGCUCAUUCAAUCUGCACUCAGCGAAAAGGUUGGCAAUUAUAUUCACAAUAUGGCUACCUUUUUGUGCGGGCUGGUUAUUGGAUUUGUGAACUGUUGGCAGAUUGCUCUUAUAACUUUAGCAACUGGCCCUUUUAUUGUAGCUGCUGGAGGAGUGUCGAACAUAUUUCUUCAUAGGCUUGCUGAAAAUAUUCAAGAUGCCUAUGCUGAAGCAGCUAGCAUUGCUGAACAGGCAAUUUCUUACAGUAGGACCUUGUAUGCAUUCACUAAUGAAACUCUCGCCAAAUAUUCUUACGCCACAUCAUUGCAAGCGACCCUGAGUUAUGGAAUCAUGAUAAGCCUCGUGCAAGGACUGGGACUUGGAUUCACGUAUGGCCUCGCAAUAUGUUCUUGUGCUUUACAACUUUGGGUUGGACAAUUUCUGGUUACCCAUGGAAAAGCUCAUGGUGGCGAAAUUAUAGCAGCAUUAUUUGCUAUAAUCUUAAGUGGCCUUGGACUGAAUCAAGCUGCAACCAACUUCCACUCCUUUGACCAAGGGCGAUAUGCUGCUUAUAGACUUUUUGAUAUGAUAAGUCGGUCAUCCUCUGUUGGUAAUAAUGAUGGAAACACGCUAGUAUCUGUUCACGGAAACAUCGAGUUUCGCAAUGUAUAUUUCAGCUAUCUGUCAUGUCCUGAAAUUCCUAUUCUUAGUGGAUUUUACCUCAGUGUGCCUGCUAAGAAAGCCGUGGCACUUGUCGGUAGAAAUGGAUCUGGGAAAAGCAGCAUCAUUCCACUGAUGGAACGGUUUUAUGAUCCUACUUUAGGAGAAGUUCUUCUGGAUGGUGUGAAUAUUAAAAAUCUGAAACUAGAAUGGUUAAGAAGUCAGAUAGGUCUAGUUACCCAGGAACCUGCUUUGCUAAGUCUUAGUAUAAGAGAUAACAUAGCCUACGGACGCAAUGCUUCAUCGGAUGAGAUUGAAGAAGCUGCUAAAGUUGCUCAUGCACAUGCCUUUAUUAGUUCACUUGGGAAAGGAUAUGAAACACAGGUAGGUAGAGCUGGGUUAGAAUUGACAGAAGAGCAGAAAAUUAGGCUUGCUAUUGCCAGAGCGGUGCUUCUAAAUCCAUCAAUCCUUCUGCUGGAUGAGGUUACAGGCGGACUGGAUUUUGAGGCUGAAAAAGCUGUCCAAGAAGUUCUCGAUCUUCUCAUGUUAGGACGUACGACAAUAAUUAUUGCUCGACGUCUUAGUCUUAUAAGAAAUGCUGAUUAUAUUGCUGUGAUGGAGGAGGGUCAACUUGUUGAAAUGGGGACACAUGAUGAGUUAGUCGCUUUGGAUGGACUCUACACGGAACUUCUAAGAUGUGAAGAGGCGGCAAAAAUUCCUAGGAGGAUGCCCUUAAGAAAUUACAAAGAAACUGCGGUUUUCCAAAUUGAAAAAGAUUCUUCAGCAAGUCACAGUUUCCAGGAAGCUUCAUCUCCCAAAAUGAUGAAAUCACCCUCUCUUCAGAGAGUCCCUGGCAUUCGUGGAGUCCAGCCCCAAGAUGUCAUACAUGACCUACAAGAAUCACCAAAAACCGGGAGUCCUUCACCAGAUCAAACAUCUGAAAAUGGGAUUUUUUCGGAUGAGGCAGCUAAGGAACCAAUAUUUAACGGGCAGGAUAGUUUAGAAAUGAGACUCCCAGAGUUACCAAAGAUUGAGGUUCAGCCUGCACAACGACAAAAAUCCAAUGGUUCAGACCCCGAGUCCCCUGUUUCACCCCUUUUGACAUCUGAUCCAAAAAAUGAACGCUCUCACUCUCAAACUUUUAGUAGACCCCUUAGUGAGUCUGAUGAUGUUUCAAUAAAAAGUAAGGAUGACAAUGACAAGCUGACUCAGGAAGCACCAUCCUUUUGGAGAUUGGCAGAGCUGAGUUUUCCAGAAUUGCUUUAUGCUGUUUUAGGCAGCAUAGGUGCUGCUAUUUUUGGUUCUUUUAAUCCUCUUCUUGCUUAUGUCAUUGCUUUGAUAGUAGCAGCCUACUAUAGACCUAGCGAGGGCCAUCACCUGCGGCAAGAGGUUGACAAAUGGUGCUUGCUUAUCGCUUGCAUGGGUGUAGUGACUGUAAUUGCCAAUUGUCUGCAGCAUUUCUAUUUUGGUAUUAUGGGAGAGAAAAUGACUGAACGUGUUCGUAGAAUGAUGUUCUCAGCAAUGUUGCGCAAUGAAGUUGGGUGGUUUGAUGAAGAGGAGAACAGUGCCGAGACUCUAUCAAUGCGCUUGGCGAAUGAUGCUACAUUUGUAAGAGCUGCUUUUAGCAAUCGCCUCUCGAUAUUUAUACAGGACAUUGCUGCUGUGAUUGUGGCUGUCCUCAUUGGAAUGCUUCUCCAAUGGCGAUUGGCACUUGUGGCUUUAGCAACCCUGCCUGUUCUUAUGGUCUCUGCUCUAGCGCAGAAACUGUGGCUUGCUGGAUUCUCGAGGGGUAUCCAGGAGAUGCACAGGAAGGCCUCUUUGGUUCUUGAAGAUGCUGUUAGGAACAUCUAUACGGUUGUGUCAUUUUGUGCUGGAAACAAGGUGAUGGAGCUAUACAAAAUACAACUACAGAAGAUAUUCAGGCAGAGUUUUCUCCAAGGAACCGCAAUUGGUUUUGCAUUCGGUUUCUCACAGUUUCUCCUCUUUGCCUGCAAUGCUCUGCUACUCUGGUACGCUGCCUUAUCUGUCAAGAAUGGUAAUAUGGAUCCGCCGACAGCUCUCAAAGAGUAUAUUGUAUUCUCUUUUGUGACAUUUGCAUUGGUCGAACCUUUUGGAUUGGCUCCAUACAUACUCAAACGACGGAAAUCUCUUGCCUCUGUGUUUAAAAUAAUAGAUCGAGUACCUCAAAUUGACCCUGAUGAUAGCUCUGCGAUGAAACCUCCCAAUGUUUAUGGAACCAUUGAUCUGAAAAACGUGGACUUCUGUUAUCCGACUCGUCCAGAACUGUUGGUACUUAGCAAUUUUAGCCUCAAGGUUAACGGGGGACAAACUGUAGCAGUGGUGGGAGUUUCAGGGUCUGGAAAGAGCACCAUAAUAUCUUUGAUAGAAAGAUUCUAUGAUCCAGUUGCAGGGCAGGUCUUACUGGAUGGGCGAGAUCUCAAAUCAUACAACUUGAGAUGGUUGAGGAGCCAUCUGGGUCUAGUUCAGCAGGAACCAGUCAUCUUCUCAACAACCAUAAGGGAAAACAUUAUUUAUGCACGCCACAACGCAAGUGAAGCUGAGAUUAAGGAGGCAGCCAGGAUAGCCAAUGCCCAUCAUUUCAUAAGCAGCUUGCCUCAUGGUUAUGACACGCACGUGGGAAUGAGAGGUGUGGAUCUCACCCCAGGACAGAAGCAGCGAAUUGCCAUUGCUCGUGUUAUCUUGAAAAAUGCGCCUAUAUUGCUGUUGGAUGAAGCUAGUUCGUCGAUUGAGUCCGAGUCAAGCCGUGUGGUCCAGGAGGCACUCGACACCUUGGUGAUGGGUAACAAAACUACCAUUCUGAUAGCCCACAGAGCUGCAACGAUGAGGCAUGUUGACAACAUUGUAGUUCUUAAUGGUGGACAGAUUGUGGAAGAGGGGACCCACGACACUUUGAUGGCCAAAAAUGGGUUGUAUCUACGCUUGAUGCAGCCGCGCUUCGGAAAGGGUUUGCGGCAGCAUCGACUUGUCUAGAUCUGAAUUCAGAUGAGUUGCGACUUAGUUUCAUUUGUAUAUUUGAGAGUUCCUCCAGAUAGCUAAAUUUUCUGGGGAUUCCCCAAGAAAUUAUGAAAGAAAUGUUGACACACACCGAGCUUGAGUUGACAAAUAGCACGAGGGCAAAAAGAAGUGAAUGAAAAGGCUUACUUAGAUCACUGUUUAUAGAAAUCUGUACAUCAUCGUAGGUAAUUACAGUAGUUUUUUGUUUACAGGGUGUUAGAUGUAGGAGUUUUGGAGUGCUGUGUGAUCGCAGUUGAGGACAUGCUUUUGUCUAGGGUAGAUGAAUAUUCUUUUGGAUCAUUGAUUAGUUUGUGUACAUGGGUGGAAAAGACUAAGUUUAAUCCUGCUCUGAUAUUCAUUUUCUUCCCAAUUAAAACACUGGCGUUUGACCAAA